AUGAAGCGGAAGAGCGAGCGGCGGCCGAGCUGGGCCGCCGCGCCCCCCUGCUCGCGUCGCUGCUCGUCGGCCUCGGCGGGCGUGAAGAAGAGCCGCAGCUCCACGUCGCAGGAACUGCACCGCCUGGACCGCCAGGACGAUCUGUACCUCGACAUCUCUGAUCGCCUUUGUUUUGCCAUUCUCUACAGCAGACCAAAGAGUGCAUCAAAUCUACAUUAUUUCUCCAUAGAUAAUGAACUUGAAUAUGAGAACUUCUAUGCAGAUUUUGGACCACUCAAUCUGGCAAUGGUUUACAGGUAUUGUUGCAAGAUAAAUAAGAAGUUAAAGUCCAUUACAAUGAUAAGGAAGAAAAUUAUUCAUUUUACUGGCUCUGAUCAGCGAAAACAAGCAAAUGCUGCUUUCCUUGUGGGAUGUUACAUGGUUUUAUAUUUGGGGAGAACUCCAGAAGAAGCAUAUAGAAUAUUAAUGUUUGGAGAUACAUCUUAUAUUCCAUUCAGAGACGCUGCCUAUGGAAGUUGCAAUUUCUACAUUACACUUCUUGACUGUUUUCAUGCAGUAAAGAAGGCAAUGCAGUAUGGCUUCCUUAAUUUCAACACGUUUAACCUUGAUGAAUAUGAAUACUAUGAAAAAGCAGAAAAUGGAGAUUUAAAUUGGAUAAUACCUGACCAAUUCAUUGCCUUCUGUGGACCUCAUACAAGAACCAGACUUGAAAGUGGUUACCACCAACAUUCUCCUGAAGCAUAUAUUCCAUAUUUUAAGAAUCACAAUGUUACUACCAUUAUUCGCCUGAAUAAAAGGAUGUAUGAUGCCAAACGCUUUACGGAUGCUGGUUUCGAUCACCAUGAUCUUUUCUUUGCGGAUGGCAGCACCCCUACUGAUGCCAUUGUCAAAGAAUUUCUGGAUAUUUGUGAAAAUUCUGAGGGGGCCAUUGCAGUGCAUUGUAAAGCUGGCCUUGGACGAACUGGUACUCUGAUCGCCUGCUACAUUAUGAAGCAUUACAGGAUGUCAGCAGCCGAGACCAUUGCCUGGAUCAGAAUCUGUCGACCUGGUUCAGUGAUUGGACCACAGCAACAGUUUUUGGAGAUGAAAGAAGCAAGCCUCUGGCUAGAAGGUGACUAUUUUCGUCAAAAGUUAAGAGGCCAGGAGAAUGGAAAACACAGAGCAGCUGUCUCAAAACUCCUCUUGGGUGUUGAUGACAUUUCAAUAAAUGGGGUCAAGAAUCAAGACAAGCAAGAACCUGAACUGUACAGCGAUGAUGACGAAAUCAAUGGAGUGACACAAGGUGACAGACUUCGGGCCCUGAAAAGCAGAAGACAAUCAAAAGCAAGUGCUAUUCCCCUCACAUGUUCCCUAGCUGUGCUGACCUCUGCACUGUGUAGUGUUGUCAUCUGGUGGAUUGUUUGUGACUACAUUCUUCCCAUCCUGCUAUUCUGUCUCGAUGGUUUCAGAACAUAG
Molecule: messenger RNA, 1455 nt
Organism: Orycteropus afer afer
Lineage: Eukaryota; Metazoa; Chordata; Mammalia; Tubulidentata; Orycteropodidae
Gene: CDC14B
Product: cell division cycle 14B
Exons: 13
Coding region: 1-1455 (484 amino acids)
Biological process (GO): positive regulation of cytokinesis; microtubule cytoskeleton organization; protein dephosphorylation
Cellular component (GO): spindle pole; centrosome; mitotic spindle
Molecular function (GO): protein tyrosine/serine/threonine phosphatase activity; protein serine/threonine phosphatase activity
Source: RefSeq, a predicted model, not a curated record